This is a messenger RNA of Adineta steineri, 975 nucleotides long. The record is from the annotation of a GenBank genome assembly. Lineage: Eukaryota; Metazoa; Rotifera; Eurotatoria; Adinetida; Adinetidae.
AUGGCUUCACCUUCAGCUUCAUCGACAAAAACAAAGACUGAAAGUAAUGAACAAUAUCAGGCUUCAUUAAAAAAUAUUGGAGUUAAACCUCAAUCUGGUACUGGCGCUAAUAUUGUUCUUGUUGGACCACCAGGCAGUGGUAAAGGAACUCAAAGUAAUCGACUAAGUGAACAUUAUAAAAUAUGUCAAUUAUCAACAGGUGAUUUACUUCGUCAAGCUGCUCAAGAUAAAUCAUCAGAUGAAGGCAAAAGAAUUCGACAAACAAUGGAAGCUGGUGGUCUUGUUGAUGAUCAUAUUGUUAUGUCAUUAAUUGAUAAAAAUCUCACUAAACCUGAAUGUAGUAAUGGAUUUUUAUUUGAUGGAUUUCCUCGUACAAUAAAUCAAGGUGAACAACUUGAACGAUUACUUGAAUCAAAACAAAAACGACUUGAUGCUGUAUUAGAAUAUGCUAUUCCUGAUGAGUUAUUAAAAAGACGUAUUCUUGGUCGACUUAUACAUAAACAAUCUGGUCGAACUUAUCAUGAAGAAUUUAAUCCACCUAAAGAAUCAAUGAAAGAUGAUGUAACAGGUGAAACACUUGAACGUCGUUCUGAUGACACAACUGAAACACUUAAUGCUCGAUUAAACACAUAUCAUAAACAAACAACACCAUUGAUUGAUUUUUAUCGUAAACGAAAUCUUCAUAAAUCUAUUGAUGCAUCUCAAAAAGUAAAUGAUGUUUAUCAACAAUCACUUGAAAUAGUUGAUGAUUUUCGUAAACAACCAAGUUAUAAACCAUUAUCCGUUGAUGAAGAACAAGGUUCAGUUCGACAAAUGGAAACAAGUGUAGAAAGAAAUGAUUUUGAUGAGACAUUAACUAUAAAAACAAAACCAAUUAAUAAUCAAAUUGAAGUUGAUACAAGUAGUUUAAGUAAGAAUUUUCUAUUUGUUUACAAUUCGGUGACUGCUGUAUUACGUGAUCGUGGUAUUAUUUAA